AUGUCGUCCCCGCAGACCCAAAACCUGUUGACGCUGACGAGACACGAAGAGUACUAUAUCUCUUCUGCCGAUCUAUCGAUCCUGGUGGAGCAAGUCCAGUUCCGGGUCCAUCGAUAUUUUUUCGAACGCGAGUCGGCGUACUUCCGCAAGGAACUGACGACGCCCGCGUCGCCUGGUGUCGUGCCCCAAGGCUCGAACGACUCGAAUGCGAUUAUAUUAGAGGGAAUCACGCCUGUUGAGUUUGCGAAGUUUUUAUGGGUGUUUUAUAACCCCCGGUACUCACUCUACCACGCCCCCGUGUCUGACUGGGAGAUCAUCCUCCGGUUCGCGAACAAUUGGCGCUUCCCCGAAGUCAAAAAACUCGCCGUGCGCGAGCUCGAGAAGAAGGAGCUCGGCGACGUGAAGCGCAUCGCGCUGUACCACGCCAACGCCGUCGACCGGAACCUCCUCGUGCCGCGGUACGCUGCGCUCUGCGCGCGCCCCGAGCCGCUGACGCUUGAGGAAGGGAUGGCGCUCGGCAUGGAGACGACGUUGAUGAUCGCGGCGGGGCGGGAGGAGGCGCGUUCGCGCCUGCCAAGUGGGGUGAGGAGCCCGCUUGAGCCGACGAUAAAGGGAGCGGACCUGCAUGCGGCGAUUCGCGAGCUGUUUCAGAUCGCACCGACGGAGGUGGCGGAUAAGUUGGAGGUGGAGGUGGUGGAGAAGGAGAAGGAGAAGGAGACGGCGGGUGCUAGCACUACAGGUGGAUUGAAGAAGGCGAAAGAGGCGGACAAGCCAACGCAGGCGCCGCCAACACCACCGAAGGCGAAACCGGCGCCAGACGAAGACACCGCCAACCUCCACACCAACGCGGGGAUCCCUCAACCACCGCCAGCGCAACAACAGGCGCAACAACAGCAGCAGGGAAAGAAAAACAAGGGAAAAAACCAACAGUCGACACCAGCGGACAAAAAGGCGGCAAAGGCGGCGCAAACGCAGGCAAAGACGGAGAAGACACCGACGUCAACACCCCCGUCCGAGGCGGCGGCGGCAACAAGAACCGCAAGAAAGGAGGGCGGUGAGGGUGUGGUUCCCCCAACUCCUGCUGUGGGACAGCAGGAGGGGCAGGUACCAGCUCAGGCGGAGGCGGAGGCAGGGAAGGAGGGAGAGGUGAAGGAGGGAGAGGCGAGGAAAGAGAGCGGGCCGGAGGGUGCGGAUGAGAAGAAGGCCGCGGAGGCCGAGGUGACGGCUAACGGAGACGCAGAGGAGGCGAAGGAGGAGGUGAAGGAGGGAGAGGACAAGACGGAUGUACCACCGAGCGCGACGGCUGAGCCUGCGCCUGGAGACACUGCGACAACUACGACCACGACAACCACGAAAGACGAAACACCAGCUACUAACGACGACAAUAAGACUACCACCAUCACCAACCCCAUUCCUAGCCCAACCGACACUACGACUAAAGCUACCACCAGCCCUACUGCCGCUCAACCUCCCAGUCCUAUUGCCAAAUCUCCUAUUAACGCCACUACCCCGUCCACUACUACCAACACCAACGGCAAUACUAAGAGCAACACCACCCCUCCUCCAACAUCCGAAUCCUUGAUCGACCUCUCCAACGGUUCCGGCCCAACCUCAAACGGAGGUGGUCCCGGUGCAGCUCCCUCACAGGACCCUCUCGACCCAGCAUCUCCUCCUCGUCCACCGCCCAAGCUCGACACCCACACUGCCCGGCCCUACAGCCUCGCCAGCGCCAAUUCGGUCAACCCUAACUCGGCGAACCCUAAUGCUAACGUGAGCUCACCGAGCCUGCUCGGCGAGAUCAGUGCGGGACUGGGAUUCGGUUCUAUCUGGGGCCAGUCGGGCAAGAAGACGAGCGGGAGUGGGGGGACCUUUGAUUGGGGGCUUGGGGGCACGUAUCCCAAUUAA
Messenger RNA from Cyclocybe aegerita, 1905 nucleotides. Lineage: Eukaryota; Fungi; Basidiomycota; Agaricomycetes; Agaricales; Hemipholiotaceae. The record is from the annotation of a GenBank genome assembly.